CUGCUACCGAAGGUUGACGGACCCUAUCCAAGCAGGACGAGCACCCCAAGCUUGGGAUCACUCAAACCUAAAACUUGAACUGAACCAGUCGGCAGACCCUCCGAGUCUCCUCAGUUCAACUCAUUCACAAAAAGCUACCUGCGCUCCUCGGUAUCCAUUGAUCGGCAACCUUAUCGCUCGUGGCGGCCGCUGGUCUUAUACUCACUUAUACUCACCGACUUCGGCACUCAACAUUGCCUAUCAUUCUAUCCCCAUAUCUCGUAGCAACAACCAUCGCUCGUCACCACAUCGCAGCCAUGUCGGGCAAGCCGAGUGUCUUCCGACGCUUGGCCGACAAGGCGGCCGUCGAGUCGGAACCGGGCCUAACCACCGCCCAGUUGAUGUUGACGAACCACGACCUCAAGCCCGUCGAGCCCGAGCGGCGCCAAUGGGGGCCCUGGAACUUUGUCGGCUUCUGGAUUGCCGACUCGUUCAACAUCAACACAUGGAUGAUCUCCUCGUCUAUGAUUGUGGGCGGUCUGUCGUGGUGGCAGUCAUGGCUUUGCGUCUGGAUCGGCUACGCCAUUUCUGGCUGCUUCGUCUGCUUGACCGGCCGGAUCGGCGCCACCUACCAUAUCGGGUUCCCCGUUGUGAGCCGCUCGUCGUUUGGUAUCUGGGGCAGUCUGUGGCCGGUCUUCAACCGCGCUGCCAUGGCAUGCAUUUGGUACGGUGUGCAGUCGUAUAUCGGAGGACACUGCGUGUAUCUGAUGAUCCGAUCCAUCUGGACGAGCUGGGACCGUGAUACCAUCCCAAACACCUUUGAGAAAGGCUCCGGCACAACCACGGCGGACUUUGCCUCCUUUUUCAUCUUUUGGCUCUGCUCUCUCCCCGCCAUCUGGUUUCCGGUCCACCAGAUCCGCCACCUGUUUACCGUGAAGGCUUACUUCGUCCCCUGUGCCGCCCUCGCCUUCCUCAUCUGGUCCGUCGUCCGCGCCGGUGGCAUCGGCCCCAUCAUGCGACAACCCGCGUCGAAGCAGGGGAGCGCACUCGCGUGGGAAUUCGUCAAGGGCAUCAUGAGCUCCAUCGCCAACUUCGCUACGUUAAUCGUCAACGACCCUGACUUUUCGCGCUUCGCCGGCAAGCCCCGCGACGCCCUCUGGUCGCAGCUCUUCACCAUCCCCAUCGGCUUCGGCGUGACCUCCUUCAUCGGCAUCAUCGUGUCGUCCUCCUCAACCGUCAUCUACGGCGGCGAGCCGAUCUGGGACCCGCUCGACCUCCUGGAGCGCUUCAUCGACGACGGCGGGUCGGGGCAGCGGUUCGGCGUCUUCGUCAUCGCGGCGGCCUUCUCGCUCGCGCAGCUGGGCACCAACAUCGCGGCCAACUCGGUCUCGGCCGGCACGGACAUGACGGCGCUCCUGCCGCGGUGGCUCAACAUCCGGCGCGGCGGCUACAUCUGCGCGGCGGUCGGCCUGGCCAUGUGCCCCUACAACCUGCUGACGUCGAGCAACAUGUUCACCACCUACCUGUCCGCCUACAGCGUCUUCCUCUCCUCCAUCGCCGGCGUCAUGGUCGCCGACUACUACCUCGUCCGCCGCGGCUUCCUCGAGGUCAAGGAGCUCUUCGACGCCCGCCGCUCCGGCCCCUACUACUUCACCGGCGGCUGGCACUGGCGCGCUUAUGCAGCGUACAUCGCCGGCAUUCUCAUCAACGUUGUGGGGUUCGUGGGUGCGGUCGGUGCCACUACCGUUCCGAUUGGCGCCACAUACUUAUACAACCUCAAUUUCUUUUGCGGAUUUGGCGUGUCAGCCUCGGUGUACUGGGCGUUGUGCAAGGUGUCGCCGAUCCCGGCUACGAGCGACAAGUGGAUGGAGGUGGGCGAUGAGAUUGUUGAUCUGAGACUUGCGUAUGAUGAUCAGAGUGUCAGCCAGGAGGAUGAGGAAGUCGACACGGGGAGUACGGUUAAGAAUGUUGGAAAGACGGUCUAGGCGUGCUUGUUUGCUGGUUUGCUGUGGGAUACCC
Messenger RNA from Chaetomium fimeti, 1998 nucleotides. RefSeq names its product permease for cytosine/purines, uracil, thiamine, allantoin-domain-containing protein. Gene Ontology annotation, cellular component: plasma membrane. Gene Ontology annotation, molecular function: nucleobase transmembrane transporter activity. The record is from RefSeq and is a predicted model, not a curated record. Gene Ontology annotation, biological process: transmembrane transport; nucleobase transport. The coding region runs from base 297 to 1964 and encodes 555 amino acids. NCBI's taxonomy places the organism in Eukaryota, Fungi, Ascomycota, Sordariomycetes, Sordariales, Chaetomiaceae. The transcript has 4 exons.